CAGGCGGCCGGGGCCGGAGGUUUGGGCACAGUCUCUCGGUGGCUCCUCGCGAAGCAGCCGCAGCGCCGGAUCCCGCUCGGGGCACGCCAGGCCUCGGCAGCCGCCAGGUUGGGGGGUCCCCGGCCCGGGCAGGCAGCUGCCCCCUCCCCGCUCCCAGCGAUGAGCGGCUCUUUCGAUAAGAAGCUCUCCAGCAUCCUGACGGACCUCUCGGGCUCGCUGAGCUGCCAUGCAGCCUCCAAGGACUCGCCCACCCUGCCGGAGUCCUCGGUCACCGACCUGGGCUACUACACGGGCCAGCACGACUACUACCCGGGCCAGUCCUACGGGCAGCCCGUGGGCCACUACCCCUACCCCCAGUUCAACCUCAACGGCAUCGGCGCCGCCGGCACCUACUCGCCCAAAUCCGAGUAUUCCUACAGCCCUUCCUACCGCCAGUACGGCCACUUCAGGGAGCAGCAGCUCCCGGCGCAGGAAGCAGUGUCCGUGAAGGAAGAGCCGGAGCCGGAGGUGCGGAUGGUCAAUGGGAAGCCCAAGAAGAUCCGCAAGCCCCGGACCAUCUACUCCAGUUACCAGCUGGCCGCCCUGCAGCGCCGCUUCCAGAAGGCGCAGUACCUGGCGCUGCCCGAGCGCGCCGAGCUGGCGGCACAGCUGGGGCUCACCCAGACCCAGGUGAAGAUCUGGUUCCAGAACCGGCGCUCCAAGUUCAAGAAGCUCUACAAGAACGGCGAGGUGCCCCUGGAGCACAGCCCCAACAACAGCGACUCCAUGGCCUGCAACUCGCCCCCGUCGCCGGUCUGGGACAGUCCCGGCGGCAGUGCCCGGACCCCGCUGCCGCAGCCGCUGCCCUACAGCUCCUCGCCGGGCUUCCUGGAGGAGCACAACCCCUGGUACCACCCCCAGAGCCUCAGCGGCCCCCACGGACCCCACCAGGCGCAGGCGGCCCCCCCGAUGCACCACCCGUCCCCCGGGCCCCCCAGCACGGGCGCCGUGUACUGACGGGCACGGCGGGCUCAGAGACGCUGCACAGCUCCUUGGCCUCCUUUUUUCCCCCCUAUUUUGGUUUUGUCUCCUCAUUUUUUUCCUAAAAAAAAAAAAAGAACCAAAGGAAAGGACACCCCCGCGCACCCCUAGAACCCUCUCUCCUCGCCCCGCUCAUCUCAGGAACCAGAGGACUGAAAAGGCUCCAACACCUCCGCUCCCAGCGCAGGAAAAGGUGGAAAAUCCUUCAGCUACUCUUUAAUUUUCGAAGUUUUUCGGUCAACUCCCCCCCAGAUAAAUUCAGCCCCCGAAGAGCCUCAUCCCAAUCCCUCGCUGGAGCUUUGCCUGUUGGGGUGACCCCGCUGGGUGACCCCGAGCGCGGGGCGCAGCCGGAGCGCCCGGAUCCCGUCGGGAUGGAGGAUCUGUGUCACCGCUGCCGCGACACGGGGGUGCCUGGCGCCACAGGAGCGGGAUGUGCUCGGCCCUGGCUCCGAAAUCCACAGAGUGGGAGCGAUUUUGGGAGUCAUGGACACCCCACGGUAGCAAAGCGGGACCCUCAUCCCAGUGGGAACCACCCGGGAUGAUGCCCAGACCAGAAGGUGGUGAUUUAAAAUUGAAUAAAAACUAUGGGGGGGGGGGGGUGGGGGAGGUGUGGGGAGGGAAAUAUUUUAAUAUUUAAGCAGUUUGGGAAUGGUUUUAAGUUAUUUUUUAGAGAGAAAAACUCGUGUUCACCUCCAUCUUCUGGCAGUGCCUCCAGCUGUGGGGAAAGGAACGGCGAAAAUGCCUCUUUUUUAAGGAAAUCGACGACUUAUUUUAAAGGAAAAAAAAAAUAACCGAGCUCUUUCCUAUUUUUUAAGAGAAUAAUGCUAUUUUUUUAAGCAGAAAGUGCCGUUUUAAGGAGUGUUCAUAGUGUUGUACAGUCCCGGGGAAUUAUUUAUGUUGCCUUCUAUAAAUAGGGGUGUUUUGGGGGGGAAAAAAGGGAGUGUACAUAAGGUUCGUUUGUAUAAAGUUGUUCCAAACCAAA
Messenger RNA from Corvus hawaiiensis (hawaiian crow), 2002 nucleotides. RefSeq names its product distal-less homeobox 3 (gene DLX3). Gene Ontology annotation, molecular function: DNA-binding transcription factor activity, RNA polymerase II-specific; RNA polymerase II cis-regulatory region sequence-specific DNA binding. NCBI's taxonomy places the organism in Eukaryota, Metazoa, Chordata, Aves, Passeriformes, Corvidae. Gene Ontology annotation, biological process: embryo development; regulation of transcription by RNA polymerase II; epithelial cell differentiation. The transcript is spliced from 3 exons. The coding region runs from base 160 to 996 and encodes 278 amino acids. The record is from RefSeq and is a predicted model, not a curated record.